Messenger RNA from Aspergillus ibericus CBS 121593, 2155 nucleotides. Its product is annotated as glycoside hydrolase family 32 protein. The transcript has 2 exons. NCBI's taxonomy places the organism in Eukaryota, Fungi, Ascomycota, Eurotiomycetes, Eurotiales, Aspergillaceae. Gene Ontology annotation, biological process: sucrose catabolic process. Gene Ontology annotation, molecular function: sucrose alpha-glucosidase activity. The record is from RefSeq and is a predicted model, not a curated record. The coding region runs from base 287 to 2155 and encodes 622 amino acids.
CUCAGGUCACAAACCCCUCAUCGCAUCCGAUCCGGGAAGAUCGGCAUCGUGAUGGCCUUGGUUCGGAGGCAACGAGGGAAAACCUCGGGGAAACCUACCCUGAAUCUCCCCGGAACCCUAAGCGGGCCUUCUCCGCAUCUCACAUUUCCCCGAGACUAUGGCCCAUCCAACAUUCCACCUCGAACUAGUCCGCGGAGAUUCCCCGACCAUGCAGCAACCAUGCCACUAUUUAAUGCCAUGUUCUUCCAUGGCAAGAGAAUAACAGCGCCCCUCCCACGCAGCCAUCAUGAAGCUCCCCCCAGCCGCCGUGCUUCUGGGCACUCACUCUGCCAUGCAGUCGCGGUCUUCUGUCUCCAUCGACUAUAAUGUCGCUCCCCCCAAUCUGUCUACCCUCCCCAAUGGCUCCCUCUUCGACACAUGGCGCCCCCGCGCUCAUGUGCUUCCGCCCACCGGUCAGGUUGGUGACCCAUGCAUGCACUACACCGAUCCCUCCACCGGCCUCUUCCACGUCGGCUACCUGCACAACAGCGAAGGCAUCUCUGGCGCCACCACCGAUGACCUGGCCACCUACCAGGACCUGAACCCCGAAGGCAGACAGUCCAUUGUGCCCGGCGGCAUCAACGAUCCCAUUGCCGUGUUCGAUGGCUCCGUUAUCCCCGCCGGCAUCAACAGCCUGCCCACCCUGCUCUACACCUCCGUCUCCUUCCUCCCCAUCCACUGGUCCAUCCCCUACACCCGCGGCAGCGAGACUCAAUCCCUUGCCGUCUCCUCCGACGGCGGCCGUAAUUUCACUAAGCUCGACCAGGGCCCCGUCAUCCCCGGCCCUCCCUUUGCCUACAACGUGACCGGCUUCCGUGACCCCUAUGUCUUCCAGAACCCCACGCUCGACUCCCUCCUUCCCAGCCCCAACAACACCUGGUACACCGUCAUCUCCGGUGGCCUGCACGGCAAAGGACCCGCUCAAUUCCUCUACCGCCAAUACGACCCCGACUUCCAGUACUGGGAAUAUCUCGGCCAAUGGUGGCACGAGCCCACCAACUCGACCUGGGGCAACGGCACCUGGGCCGGCCGAUGGGGCUUUAACUUCGAAACGGGCAACGUCUUCAGUCUCGACGACCAAGGCUACAACCCGGACGGUCAGAUCUUCACCACCCUGGGCACCGAGGGCUCCGGCCAACCCAUCGUCCCCCAACUCACCAGCAUUCACGACAUGCUCUGGGUCUCGGGUACCGUCGCCAACAACUCUUCCAUCACCUUCACCCCCAACAUGGCCGGCUUCCUCGACUGGGGCUUCUCCUCCUACGCCGCCUCGGGCAAAAUCCUCCCCGCCACCUCCCAACCCUCCACCAAGAGCGGUGCCCCCGACCGCUUCAUCUCCUACGUCUGGCUCUCCGGCGAUCUCUUCGAACAAGCCAAGGGCUUCCCCACCGAUCAGCAAAACUGGACCGGCACGCUGCUUCUCCCGCGCGAACUCCGCGUCCUCACCAUCCCGAACGUCGUCGACAACGCCCUGGCCCGGGAAUCCGAAGCCUCGUGGCGAGUAGUCCGCAGCAGCGCCGGGACAGUCGACCUCCAAACCCUGGGAAUCUCCAUCGCUCGGGAAACGAAAUCCGCCCUUCUCUCGGGGACUUCUGCCACGGAACCAUCCCGUACCCUAAACACCACCAGCCUCAUCCCGUUCCAACACUCCCCCACUUCCAAAUUCUUCGUCCUCUCGGCCCAACUUACCUUUCCUGCGUCGGCGAGGAAUUCCUCCCUGCAGGGCGGAUUCCAGAUCCUGUCUUCGGAGCUGGAAAGCACGACGAUCUAUUACCAGUUCUCGAAUGAGUCGAUCAUCGUCGAUAGGAGUAAUACCAGUGCUGCGGCGAAGACGACGAGUGGGAUUGAUAGCUCCCCUGAGUCCGGUCGACUGCGCUUGUUUGAUGUGCGAGAUGGGGAGAAGGAAGUGGUUGAGACGCUGGAUUUGACUCUCGUGGUGGAUAAUUCGGUACUGGAGGUGUAUGCGAAUGGACGGUUUGCGUUGAGUACGUGGGUUAGGUCGUGGUAUGCCAAUUCAACGGGCAUUAGCUUCUUCCAGAAUGGAGUUGGGGAGGUGAAGUUUGAGAAUGUCACUGUGUCGGAGGGGUUGUAUGAUGCCUGGCCGGAUCGGGCGUGA